ACUUGAAUAUCGGCCCCUUAGAUGUCGAAUCCUGCCAAGCCGAUCUGCGAGGGGGUUGAGGACUAUCUCAGAAAGAAGCAGGACCAACCGAAUACUCCGUGGGCCAAUCCAACUGGGUCUUUAGUGAAGUCGUCCGAGUGUGGGUGCCGAUACUGUUAUGCUGCAUGCAAUGCAGUUGAAUUCAAUGAUGAAGUGGAGAAGAACAGAAAGAAGAAUCUUGAUGCGAGCCUCGCUAAUUCUGUGUUGGAUUUUCAAAGUUCCACAAACUCUAGAAAGAUUACAUACGGAGGAGAUAAUUUGAGCGUGGAGUUCAGAAGCUCUGGAUUGAACUUUGGUCAACAUUCCGGAUUGUACUUUGAUCAUCAAGGUUCUUCGUCGGAGUUAUUCGUCAAAAAAAGGGAUGAUGAUCCUAUCAUUCCAGUUUCAACGCCGAUCUCAGGCUACACUGGUUCGGAAGAGAGCUUUGAAGCUGUUAUAAAGUGGUUCAAAGAAUGUAUCAAGACACAUCACACACUCUGUCCGACCAUGGCUACUCCCUCUAGGCUGCCACUCCGUGUUCUUGACGUGAGCAUCCCCGGGACACAGGACGUGCGACUAUUGCAGAACAAUAAUGAGAACGGAUACUACGCUAGCCUAAGUCACUGUUGGGGUAGCGAAAAACCAUUGCAGACGACGUUGAAUCCAAACACCCUUACGUCUCACCUGCAAGGAAUUCAAUGGGAAGCAUUACCAAAAACCUUUCAAGAAGCUGUCAUUGUUACCAGAAUGUUUGGCAUUCAAUAUUUGUGGAUAGAUUCGUUGUGUAUAAUCCAAGACGAUACUGCGGACUGGGAAGAUCAGGCCGCCCAAAUGGCGGACAUUUAUCAAAAUUCGGUCAUUACGUUCGCGGGGUCAGCUUCAUCAGGUCCUCGGCAAGGACUUUUCCGCAACGCAGACCCUAAACAUAUUGAUCAUGGUCUUUCUGGUACAGCCAUGCCAGAAGGCCUUGACGUAAUCCGGAAACGGAAGCCAUUACCACAUAAGGCCGCAGAUCUUCCGUUGCUACGGCGAGGCUGGGUAUUCCAGGAGCGUCUAUUGAGUCCACGUUACCUCCAUUUUGGCGAGCAUGAACUGAUAUGGGAGUGUAUGGAGGGGAUGUCAUGCGAAUGCGGGGCCCUUGGUAACGAAUACUCAUCGCGCUCCUCGUGGCUCAAGCCUAAAACUGGUUUCCAUCAAUCCUCAUUGAAGUUCCUAAACUCCCGUGCUCACGCUGUUGCUGGUGUAUGGCAAUCAGCUGUGGAAGACUACUCGCGUAUGAUACUCUCUCACCCGGGAGAUAUUUUUCCAGCCAUUGCCGGUAUAGCGAAGAGCGUGAAGGACGCAACUGGGUGGGAGUACAUCGCUGGUUUGUGGAAGGAGAAUCUGAUCACCCAUUUGGUCUGGACAGUGGAAGCCCCAAAUCGUGUGCGUAGGUGUGAAGAGUGGCGGGCACCGACAUUCUCUUGGGCGUCUAUUAUACCGAAAGAGCAAGGCAGAAGUGGGAUUAGCUAUUACCUCAUGACUGUGCUAGAGAAGGGUCUCAAGACAGAUCUUGAAGAGCGUAAACAGCAAGACUCAAGAACAGAUAUCUACGCGACCGUGGUGGAAACGAGUUGUGAACCAACGGGAGACAAUCUGUCACGGAAGUUGUUGUCAGGAUACAUUGUGCUCUCUGGAACCUUGAUUGAGGCUACUCUUGAUUGCUCAGCAACGCAAGGAUCGUGGAAAAUCGCCCCAAACGGAAGAACCCCGCUGAACUCCAGCAUGCUUUAUAAGGACUAUGAUUUCAAUCAAGACAAGCCUCGGUUAAAUCAUAGGGAUACGGUAUAUUGCCUCAAACUUAUUGGCCUGUCCAAGAUUCCGGCUCAUGUCAAUGGUGAGUAUUUGCUGUAUUUAGUGUUGAGAAAGAUCAACCGAACAUGUGAAGCAUCGCAUAGCGUGGAAGUAGAUUCGGAAUUUGAGAGGAUUGGAAUAUUGCGAGAUGCGAGGGGAGAGGGUGAGAGGAGACUUGAAGAACUUUCAGAAGAGUGCGCUAUUCUACGCAAUGCACUAGUCAAGAUAACGUAAGAAUAAUGGGUAGACAGGCGAUAUUUUUAAGAUGAAUACUUAGGUUGAGAGAACAUCUUCCCGUUAAAUGAAUUCAGCGAUCAAAGAC
This is a messenger RNA of Cucurbitaria berberidis CBS 394.84, 2173 nucleotides long. Its product is annotated as HET-domain-containing protein. The transcript has 2 exons. NCBI's taxonomy places the organism in Eukaryota, Fungi, Ascomycota, Dothideomycetes, Pleosporales, Cucurbitariaceae. Bases 22 to 2085 code for a protein of 687 amino acids. The record is from RefSeq and is a predicted model, not a curated record.